AAAAAAAAUUCCGCACAUAAUGGCUGAUAUGAAUAUUUAUUCACUUUUUCUUUCUUCUAUUCAGUCAACUUCACAAGUUGUUCUACUGUGUCUUACCGGAUAUGUAGCAGCAUCACUUGGAGUAAUAAAUAAUUCGAUACAGAAGAGUCUUUCUCAAUUGAUAAUAAAGAUUUUCAUGCCAUGUCUAUUACUUUCAAAUAUUGCAGCAGAUAUUGACUUGGAUACUUUAAUACGAUUAUGGCCAAUGCCUACUUUAUACAUUUUAUUUUUUAUAUUGAGUGGAGCUCUUGGAUUAAUCGGCGGAAAAUUAUUAAAACUUGAUGUCUCAUCAACAAAAUUUAUGAUGACUGGUAUAAUGUUCAAUAAUGUAACAAGUCUUACAUUAGGUCUAUUGGAAGGUAUUGAAAGUACAGAUGCUAUUAAUAUUUUACUUCGUGAUAAACUUGAUAGUCCAAAAGAAGCUGUAAAACGUGGAAUGUCCUAUAUAUUAUUGGCCACCCUCUUUGGUAAUUUGUCUAGAUGGAGCGUAGGAACAUACUUAUUAAAGAAAGAAAGUAGUCAGGAUGAAAUUGUUAUAACAGAACGUCAACAAUUACCAGUUUUCAACGAUGAUAAUGAACAACAAAGACAAACUCACUCAUUGGUAUCCGAACGCACCCCCUUGAUUUUCAAAUCUAUUAAAUCUAUUGAAAAAAAGGGUGUCAAUAUAGGAGUUCGGAUUAUGAACUUUUUAAGGAGAAUACUCAAACCAAUUGGGGAAAUCAUGAAUCCUCCAUUAUACGCGGCACUUUUCGCAUUAAUAAUCGGAACAAUUCCAUUUUUAAAAGGAACUUUCUUCGGAGUGGAUGCUCCGUUGUAUUUUCUUACGCGUACUGCGGAACAAUUAGGAACAAUAUCGGUACCAUUAACCUUGUUAACACUUGGAGCUCAAGUAAAGACACUUCCAAGUGAAAAUGGAAAAGAAUUGGUUCCUCAAAUAUUAUAUGUAACGUUGAGUCGCUUUGUUAUAAUGCCUAUAAUUGGAACUAUCAUAGUAGUAUACACAAAAGAUUAUUUCUUAGUUGAUCCAAUGUUUUGGUUUAUAUUAAUGUCAAUGUCGAGUGGACCUCCUGCUGUUAAUUGUAUGAAUUUGGCACAAAUAACAGGAAAUUUCCAAGGGGAAAUGGCUACUUUAUUAUUUUACACAUAUGCUGCUGUUGGACCUUUAAUGGCUAUACUUGUUAUGGCUAUGUUACGUGUUAUAGCCGAAAAUAAAUAGAUAAAAAAAAUUUGUAAAAUUUUACAUAAUAUUAAUUAUCAUACGUUAAAUUAUCAUACGUUAAUUAUCAUACAUAUUAUACAUAUCAUUUCUUUAUAAAAAGAACACUACAGUCAAUAGAAU
Molecule: messenger RNA, 1381 nt
Organism: Rhizophagus irregularis DAOM 181602=DAOM 197198
Lineage: Eukaryota; Fungi; Glomeromycota; Glomeromycetes; Glomerales; Glomeraceae
Biological process (GO): transmembrane transport
Cellular component (GO): membrane; endoplasmic reticulum
Source: RefSeq, a predicted model, not a curated record